AUGAGUCAAAAUGGAUUGAGCGCCCUAAGCAGUAGCCAAUUAGAGGCUGGCAGUAGAGACGGCAGAUCAAGCGCCGGUGACACCAGCAGCGAAGUAAGCACAGUCGAGCUUCUGCAUCUGCAACAACAGCAGGCCUUACAAGCAGCGAGGCAAUUACUCUUGCAGCAGCCAGGCAGUGGCCUGAAAUCUCCAAAGAGCCAGGACAAGCAGCGUCCACUGCAGGUGCCAGUGUCGGUUGCCAUGAUGAGUCCCCAGGUGAUUACCCCCCAGCAGAUGCAGCAGAUCCUCCAGCAGCAGGUGCUCUCCCCUCAGCAGCUCCAGGCCUUGCUCCAGCAACAGCAGGCCGUGAUGUUACAACAGCAACACCUGCAGGAGUUCUAUAAGAAACAGCAAGAGCAGCUCCAUCUGCAGCUUCUGCAGCAGCAGCACCCUGGAAAACAAGCCAAAGAGCAACAGCAGCAGCAGCAGCAGCUGGCCGCCCAGCAGCUCGUCUUCCAGCAGCAGCUCCUGCAGAUGCAGCAGCUCCAGCAGCAGCAGCACCUGCUCAACAUGCAGCGCCAAGGCCUGCUGUCGCUGCCCGGACCUGCCCCUGGUCAGGCCGCGCUGCCAGGACAGGCCCUGCCCCCUCAAGGUGGCCUAAGUCCCGCAGAGCUGCAGCAGUUGUGGAAAGACGUGACCGGAGGUGGGGGCCACGGCAUGGAGGACAACGGCAUCAAACACAGCAACAGCACUGGGGGAGGAGGCGCGCCCGGCGGACUGGACCUCUCCACCAACAACACCAAUACAACUACCUCCUCCAACCCCGCCGCCAAAGCCUCUCCGCCCAUCCCCCACCACGCCCUCGCCAACGGCCAGUCACCUGUGCUCAACCACAGACGAGAGCGAGAACGGGAACGGGAGAGGGAGCGCGAGAGUUCGUUACAUGAAGAAAAUGGAGGAACCCACUCUCUUUAUGGCCACGGCGUGUGCAAAUGGCCUGGCUGUGAAAACAUCUGCGAGGACUUUGGGCAAUUUUUGAAACACUUAAAUAAUGAACAUGCCCUUGACGACAGGAGCACAGCCCAAUGUCGAGUCCAGAUGCAGGUCGUACAGCAGUUGGAAAUUCAACUUUCAAAGGAACGUGACCGUCUUCAGGCAAUGAUGGCCCACUUGCACAUGCGGCCCUCGGAACCAAAGUCCUCUCCCAAACCACUAAACUUGGUGUCCAGUGUCACCAUGUCAAAGAACCUGCCCUCGGCGUCACCCCCUAACUUACCUCAGACGCCCACCACGCCCACAGCACCCAUCACGCCCAUGGCAGCCAUGCCACAGGUGCCCUCGGUGCUGGGAGGGGCCAACGUGCCCAGUAUGGGAGCUAUGCGCCGCCGCCACGCAGACAAAUACUCCAUGUCUCUGUCGUCAGGUGGUGACACAGUAUUUAUUUUUCCAGAGAUUGCCCCAAACUACGAGUUUUAUAAGAACGCAGAUGUCAGACCGCCAUUUACUUAUGCAACCCUCAUAAGACAGGCUAUCAUGGACUCUGCCGACAUGCAGCUAACGCUUAAUGAAAUCUACAGCUGGUUCACGCGCACGUUCGCUUACUUCAGACGCAAUGCUGCGACCUGGAAGAACGCUGUUCGCCACAACCUGAGUCUGCACAAGUGCUUUGUGCGUGUGGAGAACGUGAAGGGCGCCGUGUGGACUGUGGACGAGAUGGAGUAUCAGAAACGCAGGUCACAGAAGAUCACAGGGAGCCCCUCACUUGUCAAGAACCUGCCCUCCAGUCUCGGCUAUGGAACUGCACUAAACGCCAGCUUACAGGCGGCGCUGGCAGAGACCACCCUCCCAUUGCUUGGUAACCCUGCUCUGAUGAACAGCUCCACGGGGCCCAUGGGCUGUCACGGGCUUCUGGGGGGAGACCCGUCUGUCCUAGCCGGUAGCCCCCCUGGCCUCCUCGGGGGCAGUCCUCCCGGUAUGUUAGGAGGGAGCCCGCCUGGUACUCUGAGAGGAAGCCCCCCCUCCUUGCUGCAGGCCGCCCACGACGAGUACAACGGGACACUGGACCAUCUCGACACGAAUGGACACUCCAGCCCUGGCUACUCCCCAUCUGUACACAUGCCUCCGAUCCACGUGAAAGAGGAGCCCCUCAACAUGGACGAUGAAGACUGUCCGAUGUCACUGGUGACGACAGCCAAUCACAGUCCAGAGCUAGACGAGGAGCGCGACCUGGAGGAGGGGAACUUAUCGGAGGAGGGCAGGACCUGGAGUGACUAG
Messenger RNA from Knipowitschia caucasica, 2253 nucleotides. NCBI's taxonomy places the organism in Eukaryota, Metazoa, Chordata, Actinopteri, Gobiiformes, Gobiidae. The record is from the annotation of a GenBank genome assembly.